This is a messenger RNA of Diachasma alloeum, 3507 nucleotides long. RefSeq names its product protein eyes shut (gene eys). Gene Ontology annotation, cellular component: plasma membrane; protein-containing complex. Gene Ontology annotation, biological process: establishment or maintenance of epithelial cell apical/basal polarity; heterophilic cell-cell adhesion. NCBI's taxonomy places the organism in Eukaryota, Metazoa, Arthropoda, Insecta, Hymenoptera, Braconidae. Gene Ontology annotation, molecular function: calcium ion binding. The transcript has 11 exons. The record is from RefSeq and is a predicted model, not a curated record. The coding region runs from base 16 to 3213 and encodes 1065 amino acids.
ACGAGUGAUCCAUGCAUGUAUGGAAUUUGUCUUGACAGCGCGAACAGUUCAUACUCGUGUUAUUGCAUCGACGGUUACACGGGAAUAAAUUGCGAGAUAAACUGGGACGACUGUUGGUCGGAUCCCUGCAUGAACGGUGGCACCUGUACCGACGCCGUUGCCGCUUACAACUGCACGUGCCCCGAAGGAUUCAUCGGAACUAAUUGCGAGCAGAAGUACAGCGAGUGCAUGAAUCAGCCGUGUCUCAAUAAUGGAACGUGCAUCGAUUACAACGGGUUCACGUGUCAGUGCCAAGACGGAUAUUCCGGUGACUACUGCGAGAUUGACAUCUCAGUAUGCAACAGUACGAUCUGCAGGAACUCAGGAGAAUGUGUCGAUGGUCCCGGUUACUCCUUCAUUUGCAAAUGCAGGGAAGGCUGGACGGGGGAGUUCUGCGAGGAAGACGUCGACGAGUGCCUGAGCUCCCCAUGCCUGAACGGGGGGCUCUGCCUGAACAUCCCCGCCUCCUACACCUGCGCUUGCCUAUUCGGCUUCACCGGAAGGGACUGCGACAAGGCCGUCGUCUCCUGCGACGUCAAUCCCUGUCUCAAUUCUGCCAUGUGCCUCCACGAGGACGGCCAGCCAGUUUGCUACUGCGUCCCGGACUACCACGGACCCCUCUGCGAGCUACGCUAUAACGACUGCGAGUCAAAAUUUGCAAAAUGUCAGAAUGGCGGCACCUGCAUCGACGGCAUCAAUGCCUUCACCUGUUCCUGCCCCGCACCUUAUGCGGGGGCUGCCUGUGAGGAGGUCAUCCCCUGGAGCACCUCUCCACCAAGUACUUCCGCAAUGACAAGUACCUCAACUGCGAAAAGUGCCAACGUGACUCAAGGUUACGAAAUAAAACCUGCAACAGAUGCUUUUAGCCACGUUUCUACUGUACUUUUUGACGUUGGAACGUCGACACGGUCAUUCGAAGGUCAAAGUACUACGUCAAGAUCGUAUGAAGGUCGAAGUACCAGAAAAAGUGCCAUUGAAGGUCGAAGUACUGUAAAAAGUACACUUGAGGGUCAAAGUACAACUAAAAGUACUUUAGAAGGUCAAAGUACAACGAAAAGUGCCUUAGAAGGUCAAAGUACAACGAAAAGUACUUUUGAGGGACGAAGUGAUGCCAGUGUUUGGAAAACUACACCCACUGAUUUUGUAACCCAAAGUACUUUUAGUACUUCAAGUACUUUGGGACCGGUUGGUACUCCUGUCGGUACUUCAUCGACUGUCUUCCAGGUACAAAGUACUACAACGGGUUAUGACUGGGCUGGUGGGCGUAAUGUGACUGCGCGAGAAUUGAGUACAAGUACUAUUGCGAGCACCAGUACUUUUGGGGUUUUUAGUACAAUAAGUACUUUGGCAGCUGAUGUAGCCGAAGCGAAGGGAACGACAGUAAGGAGUGGAGUGAUUAGUACUUCGACGAGCGGCGGCGGGGGUAGGGAUGAGACGACUGUAUCCAGUGGUGGGGGGACAGAUGGGGUGGGAAUGGUGACAAUGGUCAGUGUGACGAGACCGGUGGAAAGUACUACGAAGGUUUACGAAGGGGGAGUUAGUACUUUGGAGGGGGAAGAGGUCACCAGGGGAGUUUCGUUCAACUGCACGCAGGAUGGGAGGAAUAGUACGAGUUGCAAUUGCACGGCUCUGGACGGCUGCAGUCCCUUCCCAAGCAUAAAAAUCGCUGCGUUCAACGGAAAAUCGUACGUCAGACAGCAGGUGAACGUAAAACACGACGGAAUGUUGAAAAUUUUCUUACAGCUAAAGACAAAAUCGAAGAGUGGAAUUAUUCUUCACGCAUUUUUCGACGAAGAAAGGUAUGUUCUCUUGUACGUGGAGUUCGGACAGUUGAAGUUCCAGUUCUCCUGCGGUCUACAGACCAUGCUCCUCGGGGAGAUCGAUACUCCCAUUAACAAUGGACAUGACGUUGAUGUAGAAAUCAGAUUUCGUUACAUGGUGGAAGACAAAGUAGGCAAAUGCCUCGCAAAAUUAUUCGUGAAUGGAACGAUGGCGAUGAGUGGAGAGCAGAUGCUGGCGGCGCGGGAAGACAUCCCGGGAUCCGUCAGACUGCACUUGGGGGGAAUCCCCCAGGCGUUCUCCCACUACUUCCCCAGGAUUGCUCUGGGGUUCAUCGGUUGCAUGGGAGCGCUGAGGGUGAACGACGUGCAGAGGCACUUCAUUCACGACUCUUUAGAGACUUUUCAAAUUGAAGAGUGCACGUCGUUCUUGUGCCUACUGAACCCUUGCCGGAAUUUUGGAUCCUGUCAUGAUAUCGAUGGGAAGGUCUACUGCAAGUGUAUCGCAGGAUAUUCUGGAGAAAUGUGUGAGAAAACAGCAUGUGAUGAUAAUCCAUGUUAUUUUGGUGCCACUUGCAUUAGUUCACCAGGUACUGGAUUCAUUUGUGUCUGUCCAUUGGGAAUGCAUGGACUGCGUUGUGAAGAAGAAUCAACAAUAGUUCAGCCUUCCUUCUCCGUCUUCAUUCCGGGUUUCUCCUCCUACGCAGCCUACGGGAUAAAUACAGGGAUAAAAGACAGCAUGGAGUUCAGGAUGCGAAUCCUCCCUCACUCAGUCGAUCAGAUAUCGUUGAUAGCUUAUAUGGGCCAGAGCUCCCCGGGGGGUGACAUCUCAGAUCACUUUUCGGUGACUUACGUCAGGGGGUUCAUUAUGCUCACGUGGGACCUAGGCUCCGGGGUCCGCAGGAUCUUCACCAAGACUCCUCUCUCCAGCAAGGCUCAUCGACCUCAUCUCCUGAGGGUCGGCAGGAGGGGGAGGGAUGCCUGGCUUUUCGUCGAUGGUCUCGGAAAUUUUACGGGACAAGCUGCUGGGACUAUGACGCAAUUGGACGUUUCUCCGAUACUUUAUAUCGGCGGACACAAGUCCAAAAAUUUCGAAACACUGCCACACGACCUGCCCCUGCACACUGGCUUCGCAGGUUGUAUUUACGACGUGGAGCUGCAGACAGACAAUCAGGUCUUCCCCGUGACUAAAUCAAGUCCAGCCAGUGGACGAGGAGUGGGCGAAUGCCAUCGGAACGAGUGCACAAGAAAUGCGUGUAAAAAUGGAGCUGUCUGUUUGAAUCAUGGUCCCACCUACAGUUGCAUCUGCAUGAAAGAAUGGGAAGGACCCGAAUGCAGUAUUCCAUCGAAGCCAUGUCCUGCGUCAAACCCCUCGUGCCACAAACUCAAUAUAUGAAUUUGAAAUGAAUUAAUCAAGAAAUCAAUGUCAUUGAAAGACUAGAGUUAUAAAUUUUUGAACGAUUUAAGUCACAAUCACGAGUAACUCUGUGGAUGGAUGUUAAUUCGUUUAGAGUGGAGUAGUGCAAUUUAUACUAAUCAUUAGGGAACAAUUGAGUAAUCGAAUACCUGUUCAAUAAUUCUGUUUUUAUACUUGUCUAGAUUUUAUAAUAUUAUUUACAAUUCACGUGCUCUCCAUCUUCGGUUUCGAUGUUACUGAUGAUGUAUUGAGGUGGAUGAAUAAAACAGCUGC